AUGGGUAUUUUAGAAAAGAUAGCACUGAUUCAGGAAGAAUUAGCUAGAACCCAGAAAAAUAAGGCUACAGAAUAUCACGUUGGUUUAUUGAAGGGGAAAUUAGCAAGAUUUCGUCGUGAAUUAUUAGAACCACAACCAGGACAAGGAUCCUCGGGGGGAGGACAAGGUUUUGAAGUUUCCAAAGCGGGAGAUGCUCGUGUUUCAUUAAUUGGGUUUCCAUCUGUUGGUAAAUCGUCGUUUUUGUCUAAGGUGACCAAUACCAAGUCAGAAGCAGCUAACUACGAGUUUACUACAUUAACAUCAGUAGGAGGUAUUCUUGAAUAUAACGGAGCAGAGGUGCAGAUUGUGGAUUUGCCAGGGAUUAUAAAGGCGGCAUCACAAGGUAAAGGUAGAGGGAGACAGGUGAUUGCGGUGUCGAGAACGUCAGACUUGAUUAUGAUGGUGUUGGAUGCAACCAAGGGUGGAAACCAAAGAGAAGUAUUGGAGAACGAAUUAGAAUCUAUGGGGAUCAGGUUGAACAAGAGCAGGCCAAAUAUUUCCCUUAAGAUCAAAAAGACCGGAGGGGUCAAGUUGAACUCGAUCACCCCACCAAAGUACUUGAACGAGAAGAUAGUAGCUGCAUUGUUGAAAGAUUAUAAGAUCCACAACGCAGACGUGCUAGUCAGAGACGAAAAUGUCACCAUCGACGACUUCAUUGACAUCAUUAAUGACCAACAUAUGUCGUAUAUUAAAUGCUUAUACGUUUACAACAAGAUCGAUGCCGUUUCGUUAGAAGAGUGCGAUAGAUUGGCCAGAGAGCCAAACACCGUAGUUAUGUCGUGUGAAUUGGAAUUAGGUAUUGAAGAUUUAAAGGAGGAGAUUUGGAGACAGUUGGGUCUCAUAAGAUUGUAUACUAAAAGAAGAGGUAUCCAACCUAAAUUCGACGAACCUAUGGUUGUUAGAGGCAACUCUACUAUCCAACAAGUUUGUGAUGCUAUACAUAGAGAUAUGAAAAACCAAUUCAAAUAUGCCUUGGUUUGGGGUUCCAGCGCUAAACACUCGCCUCAGAAGUGUGGUAUAAGUCAUCCUAUUAAUGACGAAGAUGUUAUUCAAAUAGUUACUAAAUAA
Messenger RNA from Debaryomyces tyrocola, 1107 nucleotides. The record is from the annotation of a GenBank genome assembly. NCBI's taxonomy places the organism in Eukaryota, Fungi, Ascomycota, Pichiomycetes, Serinales, Debaryomycetaceae.